Bufo gargarizans (Asiatic toad) is the source of this 1376-nucleotide messenger RNA. RefSeq names its product NOP protein chaperone 1 (gene NOPCHAP1). The coding region runs from base 38 to 502 and encodes 154 amino acids. Gene Ontology annotation, molecular function: box C/D methylation guide snoRNP complex binding. The record is from RefSeq and is a predicted model, not a curated record. The transcript has 4 exons. NCBI's taxonomy places the organism in Eukaryota, Metazoa, Chordata, Amphibia, Anura, Bufonidae. Gene Ontology annotation, biological process: box C/D snoRNP assembly.
UCCUGUUCUCUCCUCAUGCUUCUCUGCACGGAGAGACAUGGAGGCAGCUGAGGGGCAGAGAGUGGAGGCUGCGCGGUCCGGAGAGCUGCUGGAUGUCGGCUCUUCAGGAGACGGUCUGUACAACAAGUUACUUAUAAAUUCGAAGCAGAGCAAAAAACCCGGUUCCUGUCCUCCGAUCGUUAGAAUGCCGAGAAGCAGCGUACUUGAUAGAGUACAGAACUUCCUGCCUCAAAUGGCCCGGGCUAAUGAAGAUCUCAACAGAGAAAUUCAGACUUGUUCAGAUGGGAAAUUUGACAUAGAAAACGUUGAGGGUGAAGAAAACAUAAUAGAAAUGAAUGUGGCCUUGGUUGAACUGAGCAGCUCUGACUCAAGUGAAGAGAAGUCCGAUAGUUCAGAUGAAAGCUCAGACUCUGAUUCAGAUGGAGAGGUGACAGAACAGAACAUCAGACUGCGACAGAAAGGAAAGAAAGGCAAGAUAGAAGAACUGGCCCUACGUAAAUGAAUCCUGACGUCCCUGAGUCGUGCACUGGUCUUCUGAGAGACUCUUGCAUGGAGGUGAUGUCAGUCUCCACUAACCCAUAUGGAAGGUUUCAUUUCACUAGGAACUAUGUACAGUACAUAGACUGGAUGAGCAGUUAUUGUCUUGGUAUUUUGAUGGGAUCCUAGCAAACUGAUAGGUUCAUACGGAACAGGCCCGCAAAUCGGUUACACAAAAUCUGCAUUUGCCACACCGUGAAGACCACAGCAUGUCAAAGACAAAAUCCAGAUCAAAUCGGAGCAUACUGCAAAUUUCCAAUGUACUGUACAGAAACUCAAUCUGCCAAGGGUGAAAAUGGCAACAGACGGACAGUCAGUUUUAACUUCAUUGUUAGUAGUUGGCUUAUCUGCUAUGGCUGUGUUCACACGUUGCCUUCGUGAUGCUUUUUUAUGAGAGCACUGGAAAAAUGCUGUGGUUUUGGUGUGAAAAACAGCAGCAAAAAAAUAAAAAAAACGCAAGUGAACUUAUAACUGCCCUAUCUAAUGUUUUAACAUUUCGCAAGCGGAAUGACUGUACGCUUUUUAUAAAAGCACACACUUUCUAAUUUACCUUUACACCUACAGAACAUAUUUUCUUGAGGCAGACUUACAGAAAAUGACUUUAUGGUUACAUGGCUAAAGUGGUUAACAUUAAAUGUGAUGUACUGCUAACUGACUCAACUUUUAUUUUUCAAUUCUAACAAAUUGUACUAUCAUUUUACGGUUGUGAAAAGGGUUGUAAAAAUGUUCUAAACUUUUUGCAAGCUACAACCUUGAGCCGAAUACUUCUGUAACUGCAUGCAAUUAAAAAUGUAUUAUCGCUACCGAGUUAUUUAAUAAAUUCCAUCUGUAUAGCGCCA